Cydia pomonella (codling moth) is the source of this 2591-nucleotide messenger RNA. RefSeq lists its product as uncharacterized. The coding region runs from base 123 to 2591 and encodes 822 amino acids. NCBI's taxonomy places the organism in Eukaryota, Metazoa, Arthropoda, Insecta, Lepidoptera, Tortricidae. The transcript has a single exon. The record is from RefSeq and is a predicted model, not a curated record.
GUAUUGACUGUUGACGCUGUACCUGCAUGUUCCAGUAAUAAACCAGUCAUUGGUCCGAACGGUUGUUUUACUAAAUACCUCACUGGCGACGACGCGAGAGUACCCACGCAAUAAAAACAAAUAUGGCGCACUCUUAUCUCGGUUCUUUGCAUAAUUUCGAUUACAAAUCCGGAGAGUGGUCUAUUUUUAAGGGCAAAUUAACUCAAUUUUUUAAAGUAAACGCUAAUAGUAUUACAGCUGAUAACAAAUGUGCAGUGUUAAUAACGCAUCUUUCGGACGAUUCGUAUCGCUUGGCACGUAAUCUCGUGUACCCUCGUGAUUUAGAAGCGCAUACGUAUGACGAACUUAUUGCUGUUUUGGAUAAACAUUUUAAAAUUAAAAAGUGUUCGUUUGCUAAUAAGGCGAAGUUCUACAGUGCGACGAAAAAUCCAGACGAGUCUUUAGGAGAUUGGGCGGCGCGGCUACGCGGGUUGGCAAGUCAUUGCGACCUGGGCAACGCCCUGGAGACGGUGCUGACGGACCGUUUCGUACUCGGUUUGGGUUCCGGCCCCGAGCGCGACAAGCUGUUUGAGCAAGACGCGGCGACCCUUACGUUCGCCAAGGCGUUGGAGGUCGCAGAGCAAGCGGCUAGUGCUAGGCAAGCCCAGGCGAUGGUAGGCGAGACUGGCAGUAUCGGUAACGUGCCGAUAAAGGAGGAGCCGGUUUUCCGUGCGGCAUACGCGGCGAGCCCUGGGCGCGGCGGCGCCCGUGGCCGUGCCAGCCGCGGUGGCGGAACUGGCGCCGGUCGUGCUACGGACAUCGCAUCGGGUUCCAAAUGGCAUGAACGUGAUGUAGUAAAUAGAUGUAAUAUUUGCGGGAUGAAGAACCACAGUGCGGAAACGUGUCGUUAUAAAGGUUAUAAGUGCGGCAAGUGUGGUGUUAAGGGACACCUAAAGAAAGUAUGCAAACUAAAAUUUCACAAUAUCCAAGCACAGGAAGGAGAAACGGAAACUUCUUGCGAGGACUGUGAGGAGUGUGCGCUAUACAAUUUAAGGUAUGAACAUUACGAUCCGAUUAUUUUAACUGUAUUAAUCAACGGCGACAAAUUUUACAUGGAAUUAGACUCGGGUUCUGGAAUAAGUGUGAUUUCCGAUAAAUGUUAUAAAGAAUAUUUUUCUCAUAUUCAGUUACACGACUGCAACAUUAAAUUGUGUGUUUAUAACGGGCAUAAAAUGACGCCAAUGGGUGUAUUGUUAGUAAAUGCUGAGUAUAAUUCAAUUAAAGACGUUCUUAAGAUAUAUGUGAUACCUAAAGGAGGCCCACCCUUAAUUGGCCGUGAUUUUAUGGCUAAAUUCGGCAUCAAAUUUACUACUGAGGAAUAUUAUAAUAAUAAUAGUAUAGCCAUUGACCAUUACGCCGGGGAGGUCCGGCAAUUAUUACAUUCUUAUGCCGAUUUGUUCAGCGAGGGUUUGGGGAAAUUUAAUAAAUUUAAAAUUUCACUUCGCCUUAAGGAAAAUGUUGUACCAGGUUUUUUUAAGCCCCGGCCAGUCCCCUUUGCCCUUAAGCACAAAGUUGAUGAGGAACUCGAACGUCUUGUUGGUUUAGGUAUACUGGUACCAGUUAACUUUUCGAAGUACGCGACUCCAAUUGUUCCGGUUUUGAAGGAGAACGGGAAAAUUAAAAUUGCAGGCGAUUAUUCGGUAACACUAAACAAAGACUUGAUUAUAGACAAAUAUCCUAUGCCGCGCAUAGAAGAAGUAUUUGCGAAGUUGGGGGGCGGCGAACGUUUUACAAAGCUGGAUUUGAGCAAUGCGUAUAACCAAUUCGUAUUGGGUGACGAGUCUCGGGAGCUCACUACCAUCAGCACCACGCGGGGGUUGUUUCAAUAUACCAGGCUCGUAUAUGGUCUGGCCAAUGCGCCGGCUAUAUUUCAGAGAACAAUGGAAACCCUGCUGGUAGGAAUAGACGGAGUGAGCAUCUGGCUGGAUGACGUGUGUAUCACGGGCCCGGAUAAGGCGACUCAUUUGGAAAGGUUGCGUGAAGUAUUAUUUCGAAUUAAGGACGCCGGUUUAAAAUUACAAAAGGAUAAGUGCGAGUUCUUUAAAUCGAGCGUCACAUAUUUAGGUUACGUUAUUGAUAAAAACGGUCUUCGAACGUGCCCGAGGAAGAUUGAGGCAAUAGUUAAUGCCCCUCGUCCAAAUAAUGUUUUAGAUGUAAAGCGGUUUUUAGGGUUUAUUAAUUAUUAUCGUAAGUUUAUACCGCGUGCCUCAAGCGUACUUAAUCCCUUGCACGAAUUACUUAAGGUCGAUGCUGUAUGGAGAUGGGGCCCCGAGCAGGAGAAGGCAUUUACCGCGAUUAAGCGGGAGAUGGCUUCGGGGCGAGUCCUAACUCAUUUUGACCCAGAAGCGCGACUGGUUUUGAGUGUUGACGCUGGACCCGCCGGCCUGGGUGCCGUGAUAUCGCUUGGGCCGGAAGGUCACGAGCGACCCCUGGCUUUCGCCUCCCGGGCACUUACACCCAGCGAAAAAAAAUUACAGCCAGGUCCACAAAGAAGCCGCAGCCAUCGUGUACGGAGUGAAACAUUUUCACCAGUACCUUUACGGGCGAAGUGA